Melampsora larici-populina 98AG31 is the source of this 288-nucleotide messenger RNA. RefSeq lists its product as uncharacterized. Bases 1 to 288 code for a protein of 95 amino acids. The transcript has a single exon. The record is from RefSeq and is a predicted model, not a curated record. NCBI's taxonomy places the organism in Eukaryota, Fungi, Basidiomycota, Pucciniomycetes, Pucciniales, Melampsoraceae.
AUGAAACUCAGCAUUGUCGCAGCCAUCUUCACAGCAUCUGUAUCAUUUAACCAAGUUUUUGGUUCAAUGACUAAUGAUCUCAAGAGUGAAAAAGGAAUUCUUUUUGCUGAUGAGUCUUUGGGCAACCCACUGGACCCCCCUGUAGAGAUGCCAGAGUGUCAGGCAUGUGAGGCUUGUCAAGGAAUCAGGAAAGCUCCAACUGAGGUUUCUGAUGAAAAAAGUUGGAAUUUAACCCAGGAUUUUAUCAAUGUUUCUGAUGAACAUGGCCGGGAUUUGAAUUUUUGCUGA